Molecule: messenger RNA, 240 nt
Organism: Racocetra persica
Lineage: Eukaryota; Fungi; Glomeromycota; Glomeromycetes; Diversisporales; Gigasporaceae
Source: the annotation of a GenBank genome assembly
GCUCAGGAAAUUGUAUCUCUGCUUCUUAUUAUUGUUCUGGCAAAGGAUCGUAUGCGUCCAAUAUUUACGAAUGCAUUUUCCAAGUUAGUAAAUCCGGAGAAUCCAGAUAUAUUGCAUAUCGACUUUUCAGCUCCAUUAGAGAAUGGUUCAGAAACCUUUAUCAGAUCCCAGUUUAAAGAAGACAUUUUAGCAAAAUGCGCAUUGGAAAUUGAACCUAAGACUUCUUUUACUGGAUUAGGG